Molecule: messenger RNA, 1864 nt
Organism: Aspergillus japonicus CBS 114.51
Lineage: Eukaryota; Fungi; Ascomycota; Eurotiomycetes; Eurotiales; Aspergillaceae
Product: putative triacylglycerol lipase (LipA)
Exons: 9
Coding region: 1-1842 (613 amino acids)
Source: RefSeq, a predicted model, not a curated record
AUGGCCUGUCUAACCAUCCCCGUGACCCAUUGGCUCCCAACCCUCACCACUCUUCUACUUGUCGCAACAUCAACAUCUGCCCUCCCCAACAGUCCUUCCCCAUCUUCUUCUUUUAUUCCUUCUGCAACUGCGUCCUCUUCUAUUGCGUCUUCCUCCCCACCAACCGUAACCCUCCCCUCUAACCCCCAAGACCCCUCCUCCUCCACAAUCUUCAUCGGCCGCUCCCUGCCCGAAUUCUCCCAGGACCUCUUCCUGGGCAUUAAAUACGCCGACCAGCCAGCGCGCUUCACCCCCGCCACGCUCAAGACCCGCUAUCGCGUGAGCGACAGCGACAGCUACACCACCUCCACCUCCAGCGAUGACAAUGCACAAGCGCAGACAGAAACAGACAUCUACAACGCCACGCAGUACGGCAACGACUGCCCCGGCUACGGCAGCGACGAGACCACCCUCGUGGCCGCCGGGUGGACGCGUCUGAGCGAGGACUGCAUGAAUCUGAAUGUGAUUCGGCCUGCUUCGGUCGGUACUGUCGGGUCUACUGGGGAGAAGGCGGAGGGGGAAUUGCUCCCCGUCAUGGUGUGGAUCUUCGGGGGUGGAUGGAUGCAGGGAGCGACGAGUGAUCCGCGGUAUAACAUGAGCUACAUCCUGCAUCAAGGCGCGCUGAACAAUAAACCCGUGAUUGGCGUGUCGAUCAACUAUCGGGUCGCAGCGUUUGGGUUUUUGGAUUCGAAGGAGGUUCUGGAAUCCGGGAAUACGAAUCUGGGGCUGCGGGAUCAGCGCGUGGCCUUGCGGUGGGUGAAGGAGAAUAUUCGCGCGUUUGGGGGCGAUCCGGAGAAGAUUACGAUCUGGGGGGAGUCUGCCGGGGCGUAUAGUGUUGGGGCACAUCUGGUGACGAAUGAUGGGGAUAAUGAGGGGCUGUUCAGGGCUGCGAUCAUGGAGUCUGGCAACGCAGUCGGUCCGCCCUGGAACGGCACAGACUGGUAUCAGCCCAUGUAUGACCAGAUUGUGAAUCAGACGAACUGCACCUCCGCCUCCGACACCCUGCAGUGUCUCCGCGAGGUCCCCUUCGAGACCUUCUACCCGCUCGCCUACAACGGGCUCGAGUGGUUCGGCACCAUCGACGGCACCUUCAUCAAGGAGAAGCCCCAGAUCAGCAUCACGGCAGGCCGCUUCGCCAAGGUGCCCAUCCUGCACGGGACCAACACGGACGAGGGCACGAGCUUCGGCACCACGGGGACCAACACGGACGCGGAGUGCAUUGAACAACUGAUCGCCUCCAAACGCUGGGUCCUCGACCGCGACCAAGCCACGCAUCUGCUCGGCCUGUACCCCAACAUCUCGGCCCUGGGCUGCCCCUACGGCUGGGGCAACGUCACCUGGCCGGCCCGCGGGUACGAGUACAAGCGCUACGAGUCGAUGGCGGGCGACCUGUGCAUGGUCGCGCCGCGGCGGCUGCUGGGCACGCAGAUGGCGCGGUACGAGCAGGAGGUGUAUGCGUACCGGUGGGAUGUGGCGGCGUUGAACGAGACGAGUGUGAUUGGCGUGCAGCAUUUCGCCGAGAUCCCCUUCGUCUUCGCCAACCCCGACCAGACCAUCACCCCCCUCGGCUCCGACCCCACGCGUCUGGCCCUGGGCAAUCUGGCCGCGAGGAUGUGGACGGCGUUUGUGACGGAUCUGGAUCCGAACGGACAUGGAGUCGACGGAAUCCCCCAGUGGCCGCGCUAUACGCCGGCGGACGGCCCGGCCAAUUUCGUCUUCCGGCUGCCGCGGACGGAGAGUUAUGUCGAGGCGGAUACGUAUCGGGCGGAGGGGAUUGAGUAUAUCAAUUCGAUUGCGCGGUAGUUUUGGGACAGAGUGGCUUGGG